This is a messenger RNA of Theobroma cacao (cacao), 1211 nucleotides long. Its product is annotated as inositol oxygenase 2. The record is from RefSeq and is a predicted model, not a curated record. Lineage: Eukaryota; Viridiplantae; Streptophyta; Magnoliopsida; Malvales; Malvaceae. Gene Ontology annotation, molecular function: iron ion binding; inositol oxygenase activity. Gene Ontology annotation, biological process: inositol catabolic process. Gene Ontology annotation, cellular component: cytoplasm.
GCAUUGCAACAUCACCUACCACACAUAACACAAGCCAUUCAAUUGUGCUUUUCUAUUGGUUUCUUUUGCUUUUCUGGCAGAUUUUUUGUUUUGCUACGGAGGGAAAAUGACUAUCCUUAUUGAGAAGCCCGAGAUAGAGUCUCAAGCAGAGUGCCAGAAGCAUGUCGAGGAAAAUAAUGAGUUGGUGUUGGAUGGUGGAUUUCCAGUGCCAACGUGCCUGUCAGAUGAUGGAUUUUUGGCACCAGAAAUCAAUUCAUUUGGCCACUCCUUUAGCAGGGACUACGAUGCAGAAAGUGAAAGGCAAAAGAGCGUGGAGGAAUUCUAUAGGCAGCAGCACAUUAACCAGACCUAUGACUUUGUGCAACAGAUGAGGAAAGAGUACUCCAAACUGAACAGAAUGGAGAUGAGCAUAUGGGAGUGCUGCGAACUCCUCAAUGAGGUCGUGGAUGACAGCGAUCCUGAUCUGGAUGAACCACAAAUUCAGCACUUGUUGCAAUCAGCUGAAGCUAUUAGAAAGGAUUAUCCUGAUGAAGACUGGCUGCAUUUGACUGCUCUUAUUCAUGAUCUUGGAAAGGUUCUUCUUCUACCUAAGUUUGGAGGGCUUCCACAAUGGGCUGUUGUUGGAGACACAUUCCCUCUUGGAUGUGCUUUUGAUGAGGCCAAUAUUCACCACAAGUAUUUCAAAGAAAACCUAGAUUAUAACAAUCCCGCUUACAACACUAAGAAUGGGAUUUAUUCCGAUGGCUGUGGACUAGACGAUGUAACGAUUUCAUGGGGGCACGAUGACUAUAUGUACUUGGUAGCUAAGGAAAAUGGAACUACUCUACCUUCAGCCGGGUUGUUCAUUAUCCGAUAUCAUUCCCUUUAUCCUUUACAUAAAGAAGAAGCAUACAUGCACUUACUAAAUGAUGAGGAUAAGGAAAAUUUGAAGUGGCUCAGAAUAUUCAACAAAUAUGACCUUUACAGCAAGAGCAAAGUCCUUGUUGACGUUGAGAAAGUCAAACCAUAUUAUCUAUCACUUAUUGAAAAAUAUUUUCCAUCCAAGCUCAAGUGGUGAAAGCUUUGAUUAGCUCAAGUUUUCUGAAGGAUGUGCUGCGUAAAGGGGAAUCAUAAGCGGCUUGGUUCUUCAUUUUUGAACCCAAUUAUAUGAUUUAAAUCAUGUGUUUUGAGUUAUGUAAAAAAUAAAUUCAAAAGUCGUGUCUUUUUUUUCU